Molecule: messenger RNA, 501 nt
Organism: Trichomonas vaginalis G3
Lineage: Eukaryota; Parabasalia; Trichomonadida; Trichomonadidae
Exons: 1
Coding region: 1-501 (166 amino acids)
Source: RefSeq, a predicted model, not a curated record
AUGGGAAGGAAGAAAUAUGAUAAAAUCGAUCUUCCUUCAGGUUCAGAAUGGUCAUCAGAAUCUACAGAAUUUUUCUCCGAUGAAGCUGAAGAGGAUGAAGAAGAGAGCUUUAAAUCUUCUUUAAUGAGUGAAGAAGAAGGAGAAUCAAAUAAUUACUCCGAUUCGCAAACUGAAGAAACUCAAACUCCAAAAUCAUACGAAAAUGAACCAAAAGUUAUUAUAACUCCAUUUUGGAUUUCAGAAGAUACUAAAAAUCAUCAAGAUUCGUCUCAAUCUAUUGAAAACUAUUAUAUGCUCAAGAAACACAUGAGAUUAUCGAUGCUCGAACGAAGGAUUAAUCUUGGGGAAGACCAUAUACACUUACAUCCAGGGAUGGUUCCAAAAUUAGAGAUCGAAAGUGAUGAUUUAGAUUUUUCAGAGGCUGAAAUACAAGAUAGCGGAGAUUUUACUUCGCAUAAUGAAGUUAAUAUUGUUACAAUAUUUUGGCCACGACGAUCUUGA